Molecule: messenger RNA, 2390 nt
Organism: Nannospalax galili (Upper Galilee mountains blind mole rat)
Lineage: Eukaryota; Metazoa; Chordata; Mammalia; Rodentia; Spalacidae
Gene: Adgrg1
Product: adhesion G protein-coupled receptor G1
Exons: 14
Coding region: 259-2319 (686 amino acids)
Biological process (GO): cell surface receptor signaling pathway; adenylate cyclase-activating G protein-coupled receptor signaling pathway
Cellular component (GO): membrane
Molecular function (GO): G protein-coupled receptor activity; heparin binding
Source: RefSeq, a predicted model, not a curated record
UAGGCUACUGCCCAGCUCUGCCGCAGAAGAGGGGCUGCCUGCUGCCAGGAGCCUCCCACAUGCCCCCCAGUCAGUGCACUUGCUAGUUCUUACACUCUUGUUCACAGGAGACCUGGAACAGCAGGUUCAUUUUAGAAAGUGAAUCUUGAAAAGGGGCUCAGCUGUCUGAGUCCUUCCAGGACCCUCCACCUGGCACCAGGUACUGGACCAAGGACUGGCUAGUAGGUGGUGACAGCUCAGGGUGGCUUCCAGGGAACAAUGGCUGUCCAGGUGCACAGGGCACUCUUCCUUCUGAGUCUGAUCUGUCUGACUCAAGGUGCCCAUGGUGUCAGUCCCCGGGAAGACUUCCGCUUCUGCGGCCAGAGGAACCAGACACAGCUGAGCAAGCUUCAUUACGACCAGUCUCCAAAGCUGCACAUCGUUGUGUGGAACACGGAGGAGACCCUCACGAUCCGUGCCCCUUUCCCUGCUGCCCAUGAGGUCUCUUGGGAGCUCCCAGAGCGCAGAGGUCUCUAUCACUUCUGCCUCUACUGGAGCCGCCACACCGGGAAGCUCCACCUGCGCUAUGGCAAGCAGGACUACGUGCUGAGCAGCCGGGCCUCCAGCCUCCUCUGCUUCCGGAACCAGGAGCAGAGCCGGGAGCAGGGAGCCCCACUCUUCGCCACAUCUGUCAGCUCCUGGUGGAGCCCGCAGAACACCAGCCUGCCUGGGGCUCCCAGUUUCACCUUCUCCUUCCACAAUGCCCCCCAGAAAGUCUCCCACAAUGCAUCCGUGGACAUGUGUGAGCUCAAGAAGGAGUUGCAACUGCUCAGCAGAUUCCUGCAGCAUCCUCACAAGGCCUCCAGGAGGCCCUCGGCCACGCUCAUCAGCCAGCAGCUGCAGAGUCUUGAGUCGAAGCUGGCCUCUGUGAACUUCUUGGGGGACACGGUGUCCUUUGAGGAGGACCGGGUCAACGCCACAGUGUGGAAGCUGCCACCCACAGCUGGGCUCGAAGAUCUGCACAUCCACUCCCAGCAGCAGGAGGAAGAACAGAGUGAGGUCCAGGCGUACUCGGUGCUGCUGCCCCGUGCCCUCUUCCAGCAAGCCAGAGGCCGUCGCCGGGAGGCUGCCAAGAGGCUCCUAGUGGUAGACUUCAGCAGCCAAGCCCUGUUUCAGGACAAAAAUUCCAGCCAAGUCUUGGGUGAGAAGGUCUUGGGCAUUGCUGUGCAGAAUACCAAAGUAACCAACCUCUCGGAGCCAGUAGUGCUCACCUUCCAGCACCAGCCGCAGCCGAAGAAUGUGACUCUACAGUGUGUAUUCUGGGUUGAAGACCCGACACCAAACAGCCCUGGGAGCUGGAGUAGUGCAGGCUGUGACACUGUCCACAGAGAAAUGGAGACAUCCUGCCUCUGCAGCCACCUGACCUACUUUGCAGUGCUGAUGGUGUCCUCUACGGAGGUGGAAGCCAUUCACAAGCACUACCUCACGCUCCUGUCCUACGUGGGCUGUGUCAUCUCCGCCCUGGCCUGUGUCUUCACGAUCGCUGCCUAUCUCUGUUCCAGGAGGAAGUCCCGAGACUACACCAUCAAGGUUCACAUGAACCUGCUGUUGGCAGUCUUCCUGCUGGAUGUGAGCUUCCUGCUCAGUGAGCCUGUGGCCCUUGCGGGCUCUGAAGCUGCCUGUCGCGCCAGCGCCAUCUUCCUGCACUUCUCCCUCCUUGCCUGCCUCUCCUGGAUGGGCCUCGAGGGCUACAACCUCUACCGACUGGUGGUUGAGGUCUUUGGCACCUAUGUCCCUGGCUACCUGCUCAAGCUGAGCAUUGUAGGCUGGGGUUUCCCUGUCUUCCUGGUCACACUGGUGGCACUGGUCGAUGUGAACAACUAUGGCCCCAUCAUCCUGGCUGUGCAGCGGACUCCAGAGCGCAUCAUCUACCCCUCCAUGUGCUGGAUCCGGGACUCCCUGGUUAGCUAUGUCACCAACCUGGGCCUCUUUAGCCUAGUGUUCCUGUUCAACAUAGCCAUGCUGGGCACCAUGGUGGUCCAGAUCCUGCGGCUCCGCCCACACAGCCAGAAGUGGCCUCAUGUGCUGACCUUGCUGGGCCUCAGCCUAGUUCUUGGCCUGCCCUGGGCCUUGGUCUUCUUCUCCUUUGCUUCUGGAACCUUCCAGCUUGUCAUCCUCUACCUCUUCAGCAUCAUCACUUCUUUCCAAGGCUUUCUCAUCUUCCUGUGGUACUGGUCCAUGAGGCUGCAGGCCCGGGGUGGCCCCUCCCCUCUGAAGAACAGCUCUGACAGCGCCAAGCUCCCCAUCAGCUCUGGCAGCACCUCCUCCAGCCGCAUCUAGGAAGGAUACAUGCGUGGCAUCUGCUCACACUGGCUGUGGCCCAGCAUUCUGCCCAGCCCUUGUUGGCUAGU